AUGUCGCAGUCACACAACUACAGCUGGGUCGACCCGAACCUGCAUGACGGGAAUCGGCUCUGUGCUCUUCGUGGCCACCGCCCAUGUACCUGUGCAGGGCUUUAUCUAGAGCCCACACGUCACUUUGCAAACAGCAGCAUCAUGAAUCAGUCUUCCACAUAUCACCAACCCACUAUCGCUCCAUGGUACAACUCGAACUGGUGUCAAUCGGAUUCUUUGGCUCAAGUUCCAAUUCCCAGUUCCUCCCAAUGGAAUCCAUCUGUGGGGUACAACCCCGCCGACCCCCUGAAUAUGAGCAUUUUCGGUACCGGUCACAGUCCCAUGCAUGACAAAUCCAACCUCGUUGCUGCCAUCCAAUCUUCGCCUGUGCAAGUGUACGCACCCCUAGGCAACACUGGUUACGCCCAGUCAGAGGAACAAUCUAUCUAUUACGGGAGCCCGGCAGAGCAACACGUCGCGCAGGAUCCUCAAUUCCCUCUGCCGUGUUACUGGGGUGGCCCCAAACACGGCUUGUUCCCCAACUUUGAAUCGCUCAUCAAUCAUCUGAAAACGGACCAUAUUGAUCCGCAAUACCAGGCACAGCCAAACCAGGCGUAA
This is a messenger RNA of Penicillium samsonianum, 597 nucleotides long. RefSeq lists its product as uncharacterized. Bases 1 to 597 code for a protein of 198 amino acids. The record is from RefSeq and is a predicted model, not a curated record. NCBI's taxonomy places the organism in Eukaryota, Fungi, Ascomycota, Eurotiomycetes, Eurotiales, Aspergillaceae. The transcript has 2 exons.